Messenger RNA from Ilex paraguariensis (yerba mate), 870 nucleotides. NCBI's taxonomy places the organism in Eukaryota, Viridiplantae, Streptophyta, Magnoliopsida, Aquifoliales, Aquifoliaceae. The record is from the annotation of a GenBank genome assembly.
AUGGAGAGACUCUCAUCUCAGCCCCCAACUUACGGAAACCUAAUCACCAUUCUCAGCAUUGAUGGAGGUGGUAUCAGAGGGAUCAUCCCUGGCACUAUCCUUGCUUACCUUGAGUCCCAACUUCAGGAGUUGGAUGGUGAGGAUGCAAGACUUGCAGAUUACUUUGACGUGAUUGCAGGAACCAGUACUGGUGGCCUUGUGACUGCCAUGUUAACAGCUCCAGAUGAAAAUAAUCGUCCUAUAUUUGCUGCUAAAGAUAUCAAGCCCUUUUAUGUCGAAAAUUGUCCAAAAUUUUUCCACAGAAAAGGCGAAAGUUGUAAUGGUAGCUUGAAUUGCUGCCAUGGCAGGGGCAUGUUUGCAUCACAUAGAAACAGAUUGAACUUAUUAGCAGGACCCAAGUAUGAUGGGAAGUAUCUUCAUCAAGUUGUAAGGGAGAAACUAGGAGAGACUCGAUUGCAUCAAACCUUAACCAAUGUUGUCAUUCCUACUUUCGAUAUCAAGACUUUGCAGCCAACUGUUUUCUCCACUUAUGAGGCGAAACAGUACCCCUUUCUGAAUGCAAGACUAUCAGACAUAUGCAUUAGCACAUCUGCAGCUCCAACUUAUCUUCCUGCCUACCAUUUUAAUAACAACGAUAAUGAAGGGAACGUUUGGGAAUUCAAUCUUAUUGAUGGUGGUGUUGCAGCAAAUAAUCCGGCUUUAGUUGCCAUAUCCCAGAUAACCAAAGAGGUUUUCAGUGGAAAUUCAGAUUUCUUCCCUAUUAAGCCUAUAGACUACGGACGUUUCCUGGUGAUCUCAAUAGGCACCGGCUCUGCAAAGGCGGAACAGAAAUACACAGUGCGAAAAUGGCGGCCAAAUGGGGUGUUUUGA